Messenger RNA from Symphalangus syndactylus (siamang), 1163 nucleotides. It is a transcript of the gene FPR3, whose product is annotated as formyl peptide receptor 3. Lineage: Eukaryota; Metazoa; Chordata; Mammalia; Primates; Hylobatidae. Gene Ontology annotation, biological process: complement receptor mediated signaling pathway; positive regulation of cytosolic calcium ion concentration; inflammatory response. Gene Ontology annotation, molecular function: N-formyl peptide receptor activity; complement receptor activity. The record is from RefSeq and is a predicted model, not a curated record. Gene Ontology annotation, cellular component: plasma membrane.
AUGGAAACCGACUUCUCCGUUCCUCUGAAUGAAUCUAAGGAGGUGCUCCCUGAGCCUGCUGGCCACACCGUUCUGUGGAUCUUCUCAUUGCUAGUCCACGGAGUCACCUUUGUCUUCGGGGUCCUGGGCAACGGGCUUGUGAUCUGGGUGGCCGGAUUCCGGAUGACACGCACAGUAAGCACCAUCUGUUACCUGAACCUGGCCCUAGCUGACUUCUCUUUCAGUGCCGUCCUACCAUUCCGAAUGGUCUCAGUCGCCAUGAGAGAAAAAUGGCCUUUUGGCUCAUUCCUAUGUAAGUUAGUUCAUGGCAUGAUAGACAUCAACCUGUUUGUCAGUGUCUACCUGAUCACCAUCAUUGCUCUGGACCGCUGUAUUUGUGUCCUGCAUCCAGCCUGGGCCCAGAAGCAUCGCACCAUGAGUCUGGCCAAGAGGGUGAUCAUGGGACUCUGGAUUCUCGCCAUAGUCCUUACCUUACCAAAUUUCAUCUUCUGGACUACAAUAAGUACUGAGAACGGGGACACAUACUGUAUUUUAAACUUUCCACUCUGGGGUGACACUGUUGUAGAGAGGUUGAACAUGUUCAUUACCAUGGCCAAGGUCUUUCUGACCCUCAACUUCAUUAUUGGCUUCAGCAUGCCUAUGUCCAUCAUCACAGUCUGCUAUGGGAUCAUCACUGCCAAAAUUCACAGAAAGCGCAUGAUUAAAUCCAGCCAUCCCUUACGUGUCUUUGCUGCUGUGGUGGCUUCUUUCUUCAUCUGUUGGUUCCCUUAUGAACUAAUUGGCAUUCUAAUGGCAGUCUGGCUCAAAGAGAUGUUGUUAAAUGGCAAAUACAAAAUCAUUCUUGUCCUGGUUCACCCAACAAGCUCCUUGGCCUUUUUUAACAGCUGCCUCAACCCAAUUCUCUACGUCUUUAUGGGUCGUAACUUCCAAGAAAGACUGAUUCGCUCCUUGCCCACUAGUUUGGAGAGGGCCCUGACUGAGGUCCCUGACUCAGCCCAGACCAGCAACACAGACACCAAUUCUGCUUCACCUCCUGAGGAGACGGAGUUACAAGCAAUGUGAGGUCGGGGAUAUUUUUGGGCUCUGUCUCUUUCUACCCUGCCUUAAGCAGAAAAAAAAAUUCUGACAGUGUUUUUCUUCCUCUUUCAUACCACCACCACCAC